Molecule: messenger RNA, 774 nt
Organism: Homo sapiens (human)
Lineage: Eukaryota; Metazoa; Chordata; Mammalia; Primates; Hominidae
Gene: NKG7
Product: natural killer cell granule protein 7
Exons: 4
Coding region: 120-617 (165 amino acids)
Biological process (GO): defense response to protozoan
Cellular component (GO): membrane; cytolytic granule; cytolytic granule membrane
Source: RefSeq, marked validated
CUUUCUUGGGCUCUAAGGACCCAGGAGUCUGGGUGCACAGCCUCCUUCUCUCUGAGAUUCAAGAGUCUGAUCAGCAGCCUCUUCCUCCUCCAGGACCCAGAAGCCCUGAGCUUAUCCCCAUGGAGCUCUGCCGGUCCCUGGCCCUGCUGGGGGGCUCCCUGGGCCUGAUGUUCUGCCUGAUUGCUUUGAGCACCGAUUUCUGGUUUGAGGCUGUGGGUCCCACCCACUCAGCUCACUCGGGCCUCUGGCCAACAGGGCAUGGGGACAUCAUAUCAGGCUACAUCCACGUGACGCAGACCUUCAGCAUUAUGGCUGUUCUGUGGGCCCUGGUGUCCGUGAGCUUCCUGGUCCUGUCCUGCUUCCCCUCACUGUUCCCCCCAGGCCACGGCCCGCUUGUCUCAACCACCGCAGCCUUUGCUGCAGCCAUCUCCAUGGUGGUGGCCAUGGCGGUGUACACCAGCGAGCGGUGGGACCAGCCUCCACACCCCCAGAUCCAGACCUUCUUCUCCUGGUCCUUCUACCUGGGCUGGGUCUCAGCUAUCCUCUUGCUCUGUACAGGUGCCCUGAGCCUGGGUGCUCACUGUGGCGGUCCCCGUCCUGGCUAUGAAACCUUGUGAGCAGAAGGCAAGAGCGGCAAGAUGAGUUUUGAGCGUUGUAUUCCAAAGGCCUCAUCUGGAGCCUCGGGAAAGUCUGGUCCCACAUCUGCCCGCCCUUCCAGCCCUUCCCCAGCCCCUCCUCUUGUUUCUUCAUUCAUUCAACAAAAUUUGGCUGGAA